Eutrema salsugineum is the source of this 1766-nucleotide messenger RNA. Its product is annotated as peptidyl-prolyl cis-trans isomerase CYP59. Gene Ontology annotation, cellular component: nucleus. Gene Ontology annotation, biological process: protein peptidyl-prolyl isomerization. The transcript is spliced from 12 exons. The coding region runs from base 145 to 1644 and encodes 499 amino acids. NCBI's taxonomy places the organism in Eukaryota, Viridiplantae, Streptophyta, Magnoliopsida, Brassicales, Brassicaceae. The record is from RefSeq and is a predicted model, not a curated record. Gene Ontology annotation, molecular function: RNA binding; zinc ion binding; peptidyl-prolyl cis-trans isomerase activity.
CUCCACUCUUCUUUUCCAGGAACUCUCUUAAACCUAAACAAAUUCUCAAAAAUCUCAAUCUCGACCAAAUCCCUAGUCGAAGAUUCUGACAGAGACCAAGGGGAGACGUUUCAUCCAUUCUCUCUUCUGUCUGGGGUUUGAAACAUGUCAGUUCUUAUUGUGACGAGCCUUGGGGACAUUGUGAUUGAUUUGCAUUCCAAUAAAUGCCCUUUGACAUGCAAAAACUUCCUCAAGCUCUGCAAGAUCAAGUACUACAAUGGGUGCCUCUUCCACACUGUGCAAAAGGAUUUCACAGCGCAGACUGGUGAUCCAACUGGCACAGGAGCUGGCGGAGAUUCAAUCUACAAAUUUUUAUAUGGCGAGCAGGCUCGGUUUUUUGGAGAUGAGAUCCAUCUCGAUCUAAAACAUUCAAAGACUGGCACUGUCGCAAUGGCCAGUGGUGGAGAAAAUCUCAAUGCUUCCCAGUUCUAUUUCACGCUUCGUGAUGAUCUAGACUAUCUUGAUGGGAAACACACUGUGUUCGGGGAGAUUGCAGAGGGGUUUGACACUUUGACUAGGAUAAAUGAAGCUUAUGUUGAUUCGAAGAACAGACCAUAUAAGAACAUUAGAAUCAAGCACACUUACAUCCUUGAAGAUCCUUUUGAUGAUCCCCCACAACUGGCUGAGAUGAUACUGGAUGCUUCCCCUGAAGGAAAACCGAAGGAAGAGGUCAAAGAUGACGUGCGACUUGAAGAUGAUUGGGUUCCAAUGGAUGAAGAACUUGGUGCUCAGGAACUGGAGGAGGUUAUCCGCGAAAAAGCUGCCCAUUCUAGUGCUGUUGUGCUUGAGAGUAUAGGAGAUAUCCCAGAGGCCGAGGUAAAGCCUCCAGAUAAUGUGCUGUUUGUCUGCAAACUAAAUCCUGUGACUGAGGAUGAGGAUCUGCAUACCAUAUUUUCACGCUUUGGAACCGUGAUAUCGGCUGAUGUAAUCCGGGAUUUCAAGACAGGUGAUAGUUUGUGCUACGCUUUUAUAGAGUUUGAGAACAAGGAGUCAUGCGAACAAGCGUAUUUUAAGAUGGACAAUGCUCUGAUUGAUGAUAGAAGAAUACAUGUGGAUUUCAGUCAGAGUGUAUCCAAACUGUGGUCACAGUUUCGGCAAAAAGACUCACAAAAGGGUAAAGGGAACGGAUGUUUCAAAUGUGGGUCGAUGGAUCAUGUUGCCAAUGAGUGUGUGGGUGGUAAUCAAGCUUCAAAGUUCAUUGUGAAAGAUCAGAACAGACAGCACGGGGGAGGAGAAGGCUACGAUAUGGUGUUUGAGGGGGACAUAGCUGAAGCGAAGAGGGAGAAGAGAGAGCAUAGUCAUGACAAGGAGAAGGUUCGCAGGAGAAGCCCUCAUGGGUAUGGUGAAGGGAAAAGACAAGACAGAGAUGAUGGUAGAAGACAGCACAGAGAGAGCAGGGACAGGGACAGGGACAGGGAGAGGGACAGGAGGUAUGAUGAUGGUGUGAGUAGGGAGAAGAAACAGAGAGAGAGAAACGAAAGAGAGAGUAGGGAAGAUGAAGAGAGAAGAAGAGGAAGACGCCGGCAAGAGAUGAGAGAUAGAGACGAUCAUUGGAGUGAUAAAGGGAGGAGAAGAGAGAGAGACGACGAGAGAAGGGAUAGGUGAAAGCAAGAAAAUGUCAUUUUGUGCUCUUUUUUGUAUCUUCUUCUUUAAUUAUAGACGUUGGGAGGAAUCGAAAGCUAGCUUUGGUAAUGUCAAAUGAAUGAAUACAGUUUGGAAGAAGAAAA